Molecule: messenger RNA, 2271 nt
Organism: Stylonychia lemnae
Lineage: Eukaryota; Ciliophora; Spirotrichea; Sporadotrichida; Oxytrichidae
Source: the annotation of a GenBank genome assembly
AUGCUAUACAUUGUUUUUCCAAGCAUACUUAUCAUUCUACUUUUCAUUUAUAGACUAUAAAAGAGAAGAGUCUCCAAAGAAAUUUAAAGCCAAAUAAGGUCUGAUAAAGUUAACAGAUUAUCGUCUCAGCUGCAUUUCCCUGCAAAAUAAAAUGAACAUUCAAUCAAGAUUUAGCAAAUCAAGUACAAUAUUGAAAAUGCUUGUGUAGUGAACUACAACACAAAUAAGGAUUAGGAGUUUAACUAUAAGAUUACUGAGAAGGUUCCCUUUAAGGAAUUUAAUGCCAGAUUGUAUUAGUAUAUCGACUCGGCAGAUAAACUACAAGAAAUAUUACAGAAUCUCUACCGCUAUAAUGUACUUGGGAUUGAUCUAGAAAAUCAUCACCUCAAUUCCUACAAUGGAUUUUUAUGUCUCAUUCAAAUCACAACCCCUAAUUACGAAACAUACUUGAUAGAUUGUUUAAAACUAAGAGAAGAUGUGAAGACCUAUCUAGGUGCUAUAUUUGAAAGUUCAAAUACACUGAAAGUGUUUCAUGGAUGUGUAAAUUCUGAUAUUGCUUGGCUUUAGAGAGACUUUGGGUUUGCCACAGUCAAUGUAUUUGAUACUUAAGAGGCUUAUAAAAAGUUAUUUAAGGGGUAAAGAGUUUCCCUUUUACAUUUGUGGCAGACUUAUUGCAAGGAUAGAGUCAAGAUUACCAAGGACUAGAAGAAUUAAUUUUAGCAAGCAGAUUGGAGUGCCAGACCAUUGACCAAAGAAAUGCUUGACUAUGCAGCUCAUGACUCUCACUAUCUAAUAUACAUAGCUCUGAGACUACAGUAGAAUUUUGAAAACUAGAACAAAUUACAAGAAUUAGAUGAAGUUUGCAAAGAAGUGAACGAGAAAACUGUAAAUGCAAAGUACGCUCUAAGAUAGGACUAAUUUAAGCCUGAUGAAACUUAUAAAGUAUAAUUCAGGAAGAUAGUAGACGGUUUUGAUCCUAACAAUGAGGAGUUCUUGAAAAUAGAAUUCAUAUUCAAAGGAAUUUAUAACCUUAGAGAAAAUAUUGCAGAGUAAGUGGAUAAGAACCCAGAUGAAUUGUGUGAUAUUUCUACAUUGUACCUGCUCAGUACAAAGAAACCCUUAUCAUAUAUAGAAACGAGAAAAGUAUUGGAUGAAGCAGGUAAAUAGACCAAUUCUAUAUUUAGACAGGUGAUUGAGAAUUUUUGUAUUGAGAUCUAAUAGAGAUUGGACGAUUUCCCAAAGAAUAUGGAUGCCAUGAUCUAACACUAUAAGUCUCAGCCUAAUUAAGGAUUAAAUUCUUAGUAAGAGAGAUUGAGAUUAAAAGAAGAGAGAAAAAAGAAGAUCAUCAAGCAUUAUUCUUGUAAGAAGGUAGUUUAUGAAAACUGCAAAAUGUUCAGCCCAGAUGGCGAACUACUUUCCAACUGUGAUUUUAAAAAAGCCCAAUGGUACAUUGAAAGAGAAUUAGCUGAUCAAAUCUCAUCUGAUCCAUUUACAAUUAAACUAAGAUUCGAACCAAAUGGCAGAGGUCAACCCAAGCCAUUAGAAGAACUUUAUGACGACAAUUUUUAUGUUACUGAUAGAGAAAAUAAGUGUGUGAACUGUGGUUCAGAGAAAGACUACUCUAGAUUCCACGUAAUUCCUACUCUCUAUAGAUAAAGCUUCCCAGAUGAACUAAAGAGUCACAGAUCGCAUGAUGUAGUCUUGCUUUGCUUCACAUGUCAUGAGAAAGCAAGCAGAGAAUAAGAUAACUUGAAGAAGCAGCUUGCUGAGAAGUAUAACAUUCCUCUGAACGAUCACAACCCUAACAAGCUGAUAAAUCUUCAUAUCUAGUAAAUCAACAGAGUAGCUAGCACUUUGAAGAAAGCAUCAUUUAGACUGCCUGAUGAAAAAAGAGCCACACUUUAGAAAAAUCUUAUAGAACUUUUCUUAGAGAAAAAGGAGCAGUUACUUCCACUUAUACCAGAUGAUCUUAAGGGAGUAAUAGAAACAGAAGAAAUUAACAAUGAGUUUAUAAUGUUUUGCUACAAUUUACCACCAACUAGACUCAGCAAUAAAGACAAAUAAAAUCCACAUGGAAAGAUAUUGGUUGAUAAGAUACUGGGAGAGGAUCGAAUGAGUGACUUCAUUAAGUUGUGGAGGACUCACUUCAUAAAAACCAUGGAACCUAAGUUCUUGCCUUGGGGUUGGAGUGUUGAUCAUACGAUUGAAAGAAGUUUUGGGGUUUUCAGUAAAUUUGCCAGGAAAGAAGAUGAAUAAGAAAAUCAUAAAUGA